AUGGCUAAAAAGCGGUCAGGCAAAAACAGAUCGCAACAGAAGAUCCAGGAUGCCUUCCAGCUCGCCGAGCGUGCCGAGGCUCGUGGCGGCAGAGGCGCCAACCAGGAUCCAGAGUCAGAGUCAGACCAGGACGAUGAGUUACCAGUCAAGGAAGGUGUUUUAGACGCCAGAAAGUUUCUCAAGGACCAGGACAACGAUAGUGAUCUUGACGAUGAAGAUCUUGACUCUGACGAGGCGCUUGGCCUGGAGGAUGAGUUUGACGUGUUGAACUCGAAGUUCUCUCAGACCAUCAGAGAUAAGCAGAAGGAGAAGAAGCUGAGGAGAGGCAUGGAGCUGGAGAGUUCUGAAGAAGAUGAGGGUUACGAUAGCAUUGACGAGUCUCAGUUGGUGACGCUUUCUGAAGCCUGGGACAUGGAUGAUAAGGAUAUGGCCGGUGGUAAGGGUAAGUCUAAGGCUAAGGACGUUGUGCUUGAUGAUGUGCGUGAGUCAGAGAGCGAGGAGGAGAGUGAUUUGGAGGGCCAGAUUGAAUUGAAGGACGAGUCUGGCGAUUCGGGAUCUGACGGUGAAUCUGAAUCGGGCUCUGGAUCUGCAUCUGAAUCUGAAUCUGGAUCUGAAGACGAGUCUGAGUCUGAGUCUGAAAACGAAGAAGACAUUUUUGGUGGAUUCGACGACGAAGACGUCGACCUUAAAUCUACCCUUAGCACCGUCAACUCCAAGGUCAAGGCUCCAAAUGAAUAUAGAAGACUUAUUCAUGAUUCCAGAGAAGCCAGUGAAUUUGCAUUGCCCACGCGAGGCGAGAAACUCUCUCUUGCCGAGAUGCUUAGUGGCGCCGGUGAAGAAGCCGAUGAUGCAUACUUGAUCAACAGGGAAGAAGAAAGUAAACCUGUUGCUGUACCUCUUCCCAAGAGAAUCCAAACUAGAAACGAUAGAAGAGCCGCUUAUGAAAUCACUAAGGAAGAAGUCAAUAAGUGGAAAGAAACCGUCAGAACAUUGCAAGAAGCUGACCAUCUUGAGUUCCCUCUAGCGCCACCUGCUACCGCUGAAGAGCAGGAAGAAAUAGACCCCGAGAAGGAGUACGAUGCUCUUCGGUUUGUUCCCGAAACAGAAAGCCGAAAUGAGCUAGAAAACAAAAUUCAUGGUCUUCUUGAAGCUGGUGCUCUUGUUGAUGAAUCAAAAGAAGCAACUUUCGAACAGAUUGCCGUUGCCAAACUCUCCAAGGAAGAUAUGUUUAAAAGAACCCAAGAAUUGAGAAGAAUGAGAGAACUCAUGUUCCGUGACGAGCAGCGUGCCAAGCGUAUAAAGAAGAUCAAGUCCAAGCAAUAUAGAAAGAUCAAGAAGAAGGAGCGUUUGCGGGAUGCUCAAAUGGUUGAGGGUUCAGAUGCCGAGUCUGACCCUGAAGAUCACGACAUGAAGAGAGCCGAGGAGAGAAUGUCUCAAAAGCAUAAAACCCAAUCGCUGUGGGCCAAGCAAAUGAUCAAGCUGGGUAUCUCUAAAGAUUCGCUGAGCAGAGCUCAGUUGGAAGAGAUGCUUCGAGAUGGUGAAAGGUUGCGUGCCAAACAGUUGGGCCAUGACGAUGGCGGUCACAGUGAUGAUGGCAUUUCAGAUAUUGAAAAAGAUAUCGAGAACGAUCAGGACAACGAUGCCGAAAGAGAAAAGCUUGGAAAGGGUAUCAUGGCCAUGGACUUUAUGAAGAAUGCUGAGGACAGAAAGCGCAGAGAAAACAAGAAGGAGCUUGAGUUCCUCAGAGGUAUUGAUUCCAGUACCGGUAUUGAAGAGUUUGAAGGGCUUCCACUGGAAAAGAACUCCAUCAACAAAUUGAAGAAUGAGGGUAGAAGAAUGUAUGCUCCAAAGGUUGCUGCUGAGAAGGAAGAAAUGGAAGAGUUGGAUGAGGAGUUGAUCCAUGACUACCGUGAUGAUGAAGCCAACAACUUGGAGAACAGACUCAAGGGCAAGACCAAAGGACGUGAAAGAACUGCCGAUGAAGACGAAGGUGAGAGUGAUGAAGAGGACCAGCCUCCUUCAAAGAAGCACAAGGUUGAGGAGAAGGAAGAAUCCGAUUUCGAAGGUUUCGGUUCUGAAAAGAGCAAUAGCGAUGAUAAUGACGACGACGAGGAUGACGAUGAAGAAAACCCAUGGUUGAUGGCAGGAGACGACCAGCAGACAUCAGCCAAGUCAAAGAAGUUCUCAACCGUCACUGAAGACUCCUCCAAGCUUUCCAAGGCCGCCAACAAGAUUGAGAAGCAUAAGAAUAAGGCAAACAAAUCCAAGGGUUCAAAGGAGCCAUCGACAUUGAUCGAUAUGAAAAAGGUCAUUGAUGUUUCCGGCAAGAACGACGCAUUUGGAAGCGACGACGAUCAAAGCGAUGAAGAGGACGAAACGGAUGGUCGUAUGUUUAAGCAACUGAGCCUCAUCAAAGAAGCAUUUGCUGGUGACGAUGUCGUGAGUGAGUUCCAGGAGGAGAAGAGAAGACUCAUAGAAGAAGAAGACGAUAAGGAAGAAGACAUGACGCUACCUGGAUGGGGCUCAUGGGGUGGUGACGAUAAACCACAAAAGCCAAAGAAAAAGUUCGUCAGAAAGGUUGACGGUGUUGCUCGUAAGGAUACCAGACAAGAUAAGAACAAGGACAAUGUCAUUAUCAACGAAAAACUCAACAAGCAUAACUUGAAGUACCAGUCUGCUAAUGUUCCUCAUCCAUACGAGACAAGAGAGCAGUACGAAAGAGCAUUGAGAAUGCCAAUUGGUGAAGAAUGGGCAUCCAGAGCCACUUUCCAGAAGUCUACCUUGCCUAGAGUUAUUGUCAAACAGGGUACAGUUGUGGAUCCAUUGAAAGCACCAUUCAAAUAA
Molecule: messenger RNA, 2844 nt
Organism: Candidozyma haemuli
Lineage: Eukaryota; Fungi; Ascomycota; Pichiomycetes; Serinales; Metschnikowiaceae
Exons: 1
Coding region: 1-2844 (947 amino acids)
Biological process (GO): rRNA processing
Cellular component (GO): nucleolus; small-subunit processome
Source: RefSeq, a predicted model, not a curated record